This is a messenger RNA of Ctenocephalides felis (cat flea), 1011 nucleotides long. RefSeq names its product protein cycle-like. Gene Ontology annotation, cellular component: transcription regulator complex; aryl hydrocarbon receptor complex; nucleus. Gene Ontology annotation, molecular function: protein dimerization activity; RNA polymerase II cis-regulatory region sequence-specific DNA binding; DNA-binding transcription factor activity, RNA polymerase II-specific. NCBI's taxonomy places the organism in Eukaryota, Metazoa, Arthropoda, Insecta, Siphonaptera, Pulicidae. Gene Ontology annotation, biological process: regulation of transcription by RNA polymerase II. The record is from RefSeq and is a predicted model, not a curated record. The coding region runs from base 1 to 1011 and encodes 336 amino acids. The transcript has 7 exons.
AUGAUGAAGAAAAAAAAUUAUAGAGAGCAUCAAAGUGACCACGACGAAGACAACGGAGAAGAUGCAAAGUCGUGUAGAACCAGUGAGGAUUGCAGAAAGCAAAAUCAUUCAGAAAUCGAGAAAAGACGAAGAGAUAAAAUGAACGCCCUUCUCAAAGAACUGUCUCAAUUGGUUUCUGGAGGUAAUCAGUCAAGAGGCAGGUCUGAUAAACUAGGCGUUCUUAGAAGGGCAGUGUUUCGGGUUCGAUGUGCUCAAAAUUCAAAACAUGGUACUAACACUGGUGAAGCUGCAAAUACGGAACUAGUUAAUCGCUGGAAGCCCAGUGAUAUCGACAUAAAAGCUUUAGGACAAAAAAUACCAGAGCAAUGUUUUUUGUUUGCAGUCGGUUGUUCCAGAGGAAAAAUAUUAUAUACAUCCACAUCGAUUGCUAACGUACUGCGUUAUAAACAAUCCGAACUUGUGAGCCACAGUUGGUUUGAUGUGUUACAUCCAAAAGACGUACCAAAAGUGAAAGAACAGUUGUCUGUUCUUGAUUUAACAGAUGCCAAAUGUCUCUAUUCUGAUACGUUUCGAACAUUCUUUCCUGGAGCAAGGCGAUCAUUUUGCUGUCGAAUGCGAGUAAAAACAACAAGCAUUUUGAACGAUGAUGCAGAUACAUCUACAGACGACCCUCGACUACCUUUUGAAGAACGCCGAUUCAUAGCAUUGCAAUGCUAUGGCUAUCUGAAAUCAACAAAUAAUUCCGAACCAUGCCUGGUGGCAUCGGCCCGACCCAUGCCCGCAAAAGUGGUAUCGAGCGACAGCUACGCCUCGCGCCAUGGCGUAGAUGGACGGUGCCUCUACGUUGAACCGCUUUAUGGUCUCGUUUUUGGCCAACUGCCUCAAGAAAUGGAAGGCAGUACAAAUGAUAAACAUCUCAUGGUGCCAGGUGUUAAGCUCAAAGCUUUUAAAAACCCGUGGACUAGGGAUACCGAGUUCAUGGUCGCACGAUAUUCAACCGAAAGCGCUUGA